This is a messenger RNA of Triticum turgidum subsp. durum (durum wheat), 1398 nucleotides long. The record is from the annotation of a GenBank genome assembly. NCBI's taxonomy places the organism in Eukaryota, Viridiplantae, Streptophyta, Magnoliopsida, Poales, Poaceae.
AUGAGGGUGAAGGUGAUAUCGCGCUCGACCGACGACUUCACGCGCGAGCGCAGCCAGGACCUGCAGAAAGUAUUCCGCAAUUAUGAUCCAGCACUCCGUAGUCAAGAGAAAGCUGUUGAGUACACUCGAGCCCUUAAUGCUGCAAAGUUAGAGAAGAUAUUUGCCAGGCCAUUUAUUGGAGCAAUGGAUGGUCACAUUGAUGCUGUUUCGUGCAUGGCGAAGAACUCCAAUUAUGUGAAAGCUAUGUUUUCUGGCUCGAUGGAUGGGGAUAUUCGACUAUGGGACAUUGCUGCAAGGAAGACAGUCUGCCAGUUCCCUGGACACCAGGGUGCUGUGAGAGGUUUGGCAACAUCUACCGACGGCGAUCUUCUGAUAUCCUGUGGUGUUGAUUGCACUUAUCCAUCUAUUGAUUGCAGUGUUCGACUCUGGAAAGAUCCUAUGCGUAAGAUGAUGGACACUAAUGAUGCUAUUGGAGAUGCUUCCCAGAUUCCUCUCAUCUUCUUUGCUGAAUGGACCAUUUCUCUUCUGAUGAAUUUUAGGGGUGUUGACCACCAGUGGGAUCGUAAUGUUUUCGCAACUGUAGGUGCUCAGGUAGAUAUAUGGGACCAUAACAGGUCGGAGCCAAUAAAUACCUUCGAAUGGGGUAAAGAUACAGUUCUUUCUGUGCGGUUUAAUCCUGGAGAACCUGAUGUUUUACUUACAUCAUCUAGUGAUCGGAGUUUAACACUUUUUGACCUGCGCAUGUCAUCCCCAGCUAGAAAGUUAAUCAUGAAGACAAGGUGCAAUUCAGUUUGCUGGAACCCUAGGGAGCCCAUGAACUUCACUGCUGCAAACGAAGAUACAAACUGUUAUUCUUUUGAUGCUAGAAAGCUGAAUGAAGCCAAGGUUGUUCACAAGGGUCAUGUUUCAGCAGUGAUGGAUGUUGAUUACAACCCAACAGGACGGGAAUUUGUUACUGGUUCCUACGAUAGAACGGUACGGAUCUUCAAUUAUAACGGUGAUCAUAGCAGGGAGAUAUACCAUACUAAGAGGAUGCAAAGGGUGUUUUGUGUGAAAUACACAUAUGAUGGGACCUAUCUAGUUUCUGGCAGUGAUGACACAAAUCUUCGUCUGUGGAAGUCCAAAGCUUCAGAACAAUUGGGAGUUAUUCUUCCAAGGGAACGCAAAAAGCAAGAAUAUCUUGAUGCUGUCAAGGCGCGGUAUAAUCACCUUCCAGAAAUCAGGCGGAUUGACAAACAUAAGCACUUGCCCAAGCCGAUCUACAAGGCAGGCAAGAUAAGGCGCGCCAUGAUUGAAGCAGAAAGCCGGAAAGAAGAAAGAAGGCGAGCGCACAGUGCUCCAGGGAGCAGGACUAUGCAGCCCUUCAGAAAGAGAAGGCUCAUCACAGAAGUUGAGUAG